ACUCCAUCUGCCAGCAGGCGGCCCGCGAGGAGGAGGACACGCAGGCCUGCCACUGCGCCGUGACCCUGCCCGUGUAGUAACCAAGGUACCGUCAUGAUGGAGACUGUGCAGAAGCUGAUCCCGCUGGCCAGGGAGAUGGUGACCCAGAGGAGCAGCCGCAAGUUGGUGAGGCUAUACAUGCUGGGCAGCGUGCUGGCACUGGUGGGUGUCCUGCUUGGACUGGUGGACUCCGUGUGCAGCCCCUUCUCUGCCACCAGCCGCCUGUGCCAACGAGAAGCUGCCUUGUCUGAGCUCAGGGCUGCGUGCCAGCCCCCAGCCUCACAGACUCUCGCCAAGACCCCGCCGGAGAACAGCCUGGUCAGCAGAGCCCUGGCCCACCGACAACAUGCAUCCUAGGACCAGGCAGGGCUGUUAGCAGGCAGCAGAGUGGAUCCCCAGACAUUCUGGUUUUGGGGACUCACCUUGGGGGUCCAGCGAAGGGCAUAAUCACAAGCUGCCAUUCCUCUGAUGCUCUGCAAAGAAGACCCCCAGAAUCAUUCAGACCAUCUAGAAUCAUCCAGAACCAUCAAAAACCACGCAGAACCUCCCAUGCCCAUGCAGACACCACUUGGCAGGAAAGCAGGAAGAGAAACACUUUUUAUACUAUUAUUAUUGUUAUUAUUAUUAUUGUUGUUGUUGCCGCCAAGACCAUCAUUUUGCACUUUGAAAUAAAAAUGUUUUUUUACCUGCUCCCGAA
Suncus etruscus (white-toothed pygmy shrew) is the source of this 736-nucleotide messenger RNA. RefSeq names its product G0/G1 switch 2 (gene G0S2). Gene Ontology annotation, biological process: positive regulation of extrinsic apoptotic signaling pathway. Gene Ontology annotation, cellular component: mitochondrion. The transcript has 2 exons. Lineage: Eukaryota; Metazoa; Chordata; Mammalia; Eulipotyphla; Soricidae. The record is from RefSeq and is a predicted model, not a curated record. Bases 94 to 396 code for a protein of 100 amino acids.